UCCCUUUGUGUCUUUGGCUGCUGUGGUGGCGACCCACUGCCCUGCCGCAAGCCUCUCCUGGGCCUCAGACUCGGGGCUCGUUUUUAGGGCAGAGGUGUCACCCCGAGGAGAGAUGGGGGAGGGAAGGCUUGGGGCCUGCCCAGGUCCGGAUCCUUUCUCCCCUCCCCCUCCUCCCCGGGAGCCUUGGGGAACGCCGCGCCGAGGCUCUGGGCUGGAGUUCUUCCGCGUCCGAAGGCCCUUCGGCCUGCAGGGGUCAGAAGCUCGGUUGGUCGGUGGCGUUGGAGCUUCUGUCCCCGGCCUGAUACCUGCGCUCGCCUCUUCCCAAACUUACGUCCCUCCCGGCUGAUUUAGCAGCUUCCUUAUUCCUCCUUUCAAAAGUAGAAUGCAGUUACCUCAGAGGCCGAAGUUCUUGUAUUGCCUUGGUAUUCCCAUUACUUCCCUUGAAAUGCCUGUUUUGCACAAUAUUUUCCCAGAAGAUCUUUUGGAAGAAACAUUAUGGAAGUCCUCCGUCCACAGCUUAUAAAAAUUGAGGGGCGUAUUUACAGGAAGAACUUUAUACAAGAACAGACCUAUCAGCAUGAAGAUGAAGAUGAAGAUUACUAUGGAGAGCCCAUGGAGUAUUCAGAAGAGCUUAGUGACUCGUGUGUGGUGGAGCAGACAGAGAGAGGCUUCCAGUGUGCGGUGGCGGUCCCUAGUGCCCUUUUCAAAUAUAUAAUUGGGAAGAAAGGUGAAACCAGAAAGAAACUAGAAAUGGAAACUCGAACUUCUAUUAACAUUCCUAAACCUGGAAUGGAAGGAGAAAUUGUAAUCACAGGCCAGCAACGAGGUGGUGUCAUCUCAGCGAAAACGCGAAUUGAUGUUCUCGUGGAGAGUUUCCGAAGAAAACAGCCUUUUACUCACUUCAUUUCUUUCUCCCUCAACCAACCUGAAGUUCAGGAAGGGUUCUUGAAGUUCCAGGAGAAAGUCUUAGAGAAGUGUUCAAUGGAUCGUGGAGUCAGCAGUUGUCUUUUCCAAAAUCCAGCAAAACUUCAUCUAACUAUUGGAACUCUAGUACUUCUCAAUGAUCAAGAAAUCCAGUGGGCAUGUGAACUCCUGCAGCAAUGUAAAGAAGAGUUUAUCAACAAAAUUGCUGGAGGUAAACCCCUGUUAGCAGAGAUGGUGGGGAUAGAAUACAUGAAUGAUGAUCCUGGCAUGAUGGAUGUUCUUUAUGCUAAAGUCCACAUGAAAGAUGGCUCUGACCGACUACAGUUGAUAGCUGAUCAGCUGGUAGAACGGUUUGUGUUGUCUGGAUUGAUGAUAAAGGAAUGGGACAGAGUGAAACUCCAUGCUACAGUCAUGAACACUCUAUUCAGGAAAGAUCCCACAGCUGAAGACAGGAACAAUGCCCUUGCAGGUAAAUCUGGUCUUCGCGAAAGAGAAUCAUUUGAUGGCCGAAAUAUAUUAAAGCUUUUUGAAAACUUCACCUUUGGGGAGCUGUGCCUUAAUUCGAUUCACAUCUCUCAGAGGUUUUCUACAGACAGUUCUGGAUACUAUGCUUCCUCUGGGCAAGUGGAUUUCUCCUGAGAUCUUUGUUUUACCUUACCUCUUAAUGGAACUGCAGUCAAUGUGGCGGCUUUUAUUCUCUCUUUUGGACAACAGCAGUGAAAACAUUGAUGAUAUCAGCAGGACUGUGCAAAGUUCCCUGGGAGAAUGUCAAUGCCAGAACCUGUUCACUUCUUGCUGCAGCCUAGUAGAGGGAAGAGUACUUACAGCUCUGGCAUUAUCUCAUUUCAACAGUUAAUUGGGUUUUCUCUUUUCACCUCUUUCCUCACUCUAAAUCCCUUCUCUUUUAUUUUUUGUCUCAGGGUAACUCAGAAGUUUGGGAGCUAUAUUUGAGGUGAAUGAUCGAGGCCUUCUCAAGUCUUUCUGUUUUCUCCUUCCUCCUUUUUUUCCCCCCUUUUCCUCCAAAGUCCAAGUACUCAUUUUUUAACAAGGUCAUUUGACCACAUGAGGAAUGCUUCUUGAGUUGUAUAAUGUAAUUCUUUAGCUCAUUUGUGAAUAAAUUAAUUUCUAAAACUAAA
Antechinus flavipes (yellow-footed antechinus) is the source of this 2060-nucleotide messenger RNA. RefSeq names its product activating signal cointegrator 1 complex subunit 1 (gene ASCC1). Gene Ontology annotation, cellular component: nucleus. Gene Ontology annotation, molecular function: RNA binding. Gene Ontology annotation, biological process: regulation of DNA-templated transcription; DNA alkylation repair. The transcript is spliced from 11 exons. The record is from RefSeq and is a predicted model, not a curated record. NCBI's taxonomy places the organism in Eukaryota, Metazoa, Chordata, Mammalia, Dasyuromorphia, Dasyuridae. Bases 496 to 1563 code for a protein of 355 amino acids.